AUGUCAACGCAGCUAUUCAACGCAGGCUAUAUCUGCCGCCACUGUCGCACGCGUAUCGCCCGCCAAAAUCAUCGCUUCGCUUCAUCGGAAGCUAGACGACGGGCGACGAUCCCAGAUGGUCCAGUACGAACACGAUUUGCACCAUCCCCGACGGGUUACCUGCACUUCGGAUCGAUUCGCACAGCUUUGUUCAAUUAUCUUAUAGCGAAGCGAACAAAUGGCAAAUUUUUGCUCCGGAUAGAAGAUACAGAUCAGAAGCGCACAAUACAAGGCGCCGAGGAACGCAUUCUCAACGAUCUACGAUGGCUUGGGCUUCGUUGGGAUGAAGGUCCAGAAGUAGGCGGACCGUAUGGACCGUAUAGGCAGUCAGAGCGCAGUGCGUUGUACAAGGCGCAUUCAGAAGAAUUGAUAGAGUCUGGGCAUGCGUAUCGCUGCUUCUGCUCAGCUGAAACGUUACAGAAGAAGGGUCAGCAGCGAAGUCAAUCCGGACUGGCCACGAUGUAUGAUCGAACAUGUUAUCAUCUCUCCGCCGAAGAGUCGAAAGCAAGAGUUGCUUACGGGGAAAAAUAUACUGUGCGUUUAAGAGCGCCAGAAAAGCCAGUUGCUUAUAAUGACAUUGUUGGAGGACCAUACAUAAUGUCGGAGAUGGCAGCAAGACGUGCCGCAGCACAGGGCGUAUACGAUGACUUCAUUCUCAUCAAGCAAGAUGGGUUGCCAACAUACCAUUUCGCUAAUGUGGUAGAUGACCAUCAUAUGAAGAUCACACAUGUCAUCAGAGGCGUUGAAUGGCAGAUCUCAACGCCGAAGCAUCUUAACUUAUAUGAUGCGUUCGGAUGGGUGGCACCUUCUUUUGGCCACAUCGGACUGUUGUUAAAUGAGGAUGGGACCAAAAUGAGCAAGAGGGAUAAGACAUUCGAUCUACAUAUGUUCAAGAAGGACGGCGUACUGCCCGAGGCACUUAUAAACUUUCUCGCACUAUUUGGAUGGUCGCAUGCGCAGCGAAGUGAUUAUAUGAGCUUGAAAGACCUUGAGCAUAACUUUGACCUCAAUCUGUCGAAUACGAAUCCCACGGUAUCUCUCGCCAAACUUUGGUUUCUUGCCCCAAAGCAUGCUAUGAAACGAGUUGAGAAUGGUGGGGAGGCCUUAGACGAAAUGCUUGACAAUUUCUGCAGUGCUGUGCAGACAGUCAUGGCCGAAGAAUUUGCAGAGAGAGAAAAACUAGAGGAGGGCUUGAAUCCCUCUGCGCAUCGUGGAUACGUGAAACGUGUCCUAAUCGCAGAUGCAAAAAAUUAUGUUUCUGCCGUCGACUUCGCAAGAACGCAUUCUUACUUCUUUCUUAAAAGUCCAGUGAUCUCCGAGACCAUUGCUGAGAGGAAAGCGAAGGCAGUCAGAGAAGCGCUAUGCUCUAGCCUAAACAGUGCCUUUCGUGAUGGUUCUGUGGACAAGCGAUUGCUUCCCGCCCCAGAUGAGACGAACGAGUAUCUCCAGGACCUAUACUCAAAAGCCACGGAUGAUGCUAUCAAAGCGGUAACACAAACUCAAAGCGAGACCGGAGAGCGAAUCAAGAAAAAGGAGUUCUGGCAAAUCCUGCGAGUCCUGCUCACAGGUGGCCAAAAGGGCCCCAGUUUAGUUGAGACGAUGGAAAUAUUGGGCCUUGAACGCGUAAUAGAAAGGUUGAGUUCCCAGCCUAACUAUGAAGACAAUGUCUCCUGA
Messenger RNA from Verruconis gallopava, 1713 nucleotides. RefSeq names its product glutamate-tRNA ligase. Gene Ontology annotation, molecular function: glutamate-tRNA ligase activity; tRNA binding; zinc ion binding. The transcript has 2 exons. The record is from RefSeq and is a predicted model, not a curated record. Lineage: Eukaryota; Fungi; Ascomycota; Dothideomycetes; Venturiales; Sympoventuriaceae. Bases 1 to 1713 code for a protein of 570 amino acids. Gene Ontology annotation, biological process: glutamyl-tRNA aminoacylation.